Molecule: messenger RNA, 2128 nt
Organism: Argiope bruennichi
Lineage: Eukaryota; Metazoa; Arthropoda; Arachnida; Araneae; Araneidae
Exons: 1
Coding region: 87-2105 (672 amino acids)
Source: RefSeq, a predicted model, not a curated record
GUAGCAACAGCAGCAGUGCAUUCCAUUAGAAAUGUGGCGAAUUUGUAUCUUCUAUUUUCACUGACCCAAAUGGAUUUGGGCUUGAAAUGGGCGAGAACAAAAUUUUCUGCGUUAAUUGUUUGAAGGAUGUUGAUGCCGAUACGCAUCAGAACUGCACUUUGACUAUUUACGACUGGCUGGCUGCAGAGGAAAGAGAUGACGCAGAAAACUUUCAGCAAAAUCAAGCGGAAUUAAAUAUGCAACAGCAGCGAGUGCACAAUUCCCGUGUAUUGAAAAGUGGAAAUGGGACUAAAAAUUUAUCGAAAAGAAGAUCUGAUUGUGCCAGUUCCGAAGCAGCCAUUCAGCCUCCAAUGAAGGUAAUCUGCAAUAACAGAAAUUCGAUAAAUAUUCGGAUUUUGGGAGCUCACAAUCCCAGAAAUCAACAUCCACAGAUCGUUGAAGACGGAAAUAAUAUUUUACGACAUGAGGAAGACUCUGAAUUACACCAUGAUCCCGUUCAAAUGUGUUAUUCAGAAGCUGCUCCGAUGUCGCAUCUACAAUUGGAUCCUGUGUCUCCUGAUGCUACGGACAGCGAGCAGAGGACUGGGCCAACAGCAUUUGAAAGUAUGAUGCAGCAAGAAAAUGAAUUUCAAAAUAUCCAACCACGGAAUAAUGAAAGUAACAAAUUUUAUCAGGAAUAUACUCAAUUCAAUGACGGACAAAACUUUGUAGGAAAUAAUUUACAGACAAUCACUAAUUCAGAUUUUCCAGCUGAUUUCCGCGAACCAGUUCUGCACAUGAAAAUGAAUAUAUUCGAGGCUAUAAGACAUCAGCAUGACUAUACAACAUUAGAAAAUCAGUACAUUUCACAUGAGCCACAUCCAAGUAUAACGAAUUCGUAUAUUAUUACUCCUGUGGAAAACUAUCCUGAAACCCUGAACACUUUACCAAGUGGCUCGGAAAAUACGGUUGCUUUAAACUAUGUUACGCGAGAUCAAGUAAUGGAAAAUAAAGAAACGGCCGUCGUUGAUCAAAAUGAUUGUUUGUCGACAAAUCUAGUUUCCCUGACAGAAAUGCAAAUUGAAAACAAGGAGGUAUACAGUAAAAUAGAGCAUAAUCUUUUAUUAAAGACUUGUUCCAGAAGUAUUCAACAAAAAACUGUAAAGGAACGUACUCUUCAGAAAAUCCCAGAAAAGACAGCAUAUCAGAAAAAUGUGGUGAGGUGUACACCCAAAAAGCAUGUUGAGAAGAUUAUGCAACUAGGAAAGGAUUCAGGGAAAAGUGUACAACAAAAGAAGGUAUUCGAGAAUAGUAUGCUACAAAAGAAUCCAGAGAAAGGUAUACAACAAGAAAAUGUGUUUGAGAAGAAUAUGCAACAGGGGAAAGAUUCAGAGAAGGGUAUACAACAAGAGAAGGGAUCCGAGAAAAGUAUGCAACAGAGGAAAGAUUCAGAGAAGGGUAUACAACAAGAGAAAGGAUCCGAGAAAAGUAUGCAACAGGGGGAAGAUUCAGAGAAGAGUAUACAACAAGAGAAAGGAUCCGAGAAAAGUAUGCAACAGGGGGAAGAUUCAGAGAAGGGUAUACAACAAGAGAAGGGAUCCGAGAAAAGUAUGCAACAGGGGAAAGAUUCAGAGAAGGGUAUACAACAAGAGAAGGGAUCCGAGAAAAGUAUGCAACAGGGGAAAGAUUCAGAGAAGGGUAUACAACAAGAGAAGGGAUCCGAGAAAAGUAUGCAACAGGGGAAAGAUUCAGAGAAGGGUAUACAACAAGAGAAGGGAUCCGAGAAAAGUAUGCAACAGGGGAAAGAUUCAGAGAAGGGCAUAGAAGAAGAGAAGGGAUCCGAGAAAAGUAUGCAACAAUGGAAACAUCCUGAGAAAGACGUACAACAAAAGAAGGGACCCGACAAGGAUAUGCAACAGAAGGAUUCAGAGAAGAGUGCAUACAUGAAAAAGAAAACAGAGAAAAGCGAGAAACAGAAACAGGAUACAGAGACAAGCAGGCAAGAGAAUGAUUCAGACGCUGGUACGCAACAAGACGAUGGUGGAAGAUUUACAGGAGAAGGCUACAAAUCGAUUCAUGAAUUUAUCGAAGCAUUAAAUAAUGGUACACUAUAUAAAAGAUUUUAAAAAUCAUGUCAUAUGGAUUUUAA